Molecule: messenger RNA, 762 nt
Organism: Raphanus sativus (radish)
Lineage: Eukaryota; Viridiplantae; Streptophyta; Magnoliopsida; Brassicales; Brassicaceae
Product: transcription factor bHLH162
Exons: 3
Coding region: 59-628 (189 amino acids)
Biological process (GO): regulation of transcription by RNA polymerase II
Cellular component (GO): RNA polymerase II transcription regulator complex
Molecular function (GO): DNA-binding transcription factor activity, RNA polymerase II-specific; RNA polymerase II transcription regulatory region sequence-specific DNA binding; protein dimerization activity
Source: RefSeq, a predicted model, not a curated record
UAAUAUUGAUCAGUUUCAUAGUAUGUGAAACACUUUAAAAGAAGAGUAAAGAAACAAUAUGGACCAGAGGCGAUCAAACGCAAAUCAAUCAAGAUCUACAGAUCGCAAAACGGUUGAGAAAAAUAGAAGGAUUCAGAUGAAAGCUCUCUACUCAGAACUCAACUCUCUUCUUCCUCAAACUUCUAGGGAGUCUUUAGCACUACCUGAUCAGCUAGAUGAAGCUGCAAACUACAUCAAAAAGCUACAAGUGAACGUGGAGAAAAAGAAAGAAAGGAAGAGGAAACUUGUUGCGACUUCAGCUUUCGAGAAAUUGAAUUCCACUGGAUCUUCAUCGAUGUCUUCGAGUGUGGACGUCUCUGUGCUAAGAAAGUUGCCAAGAAUCGAGAUUCAAGAAACUGGUCCGGUUCUUCAUAUCUUUCUUGUGACAAGCUUGGAACACAAGUUUAUGUUCCAUGAGAUCACUCGUGUUAUCACUGAGGAAUCAGGAGCUGAGAUCACUCAUGCUGGAUACUCUAUUGUUGAUGAUGCCGUCUUUCACACUAUUCAUUGCAAGCUGGAAGAUUGUGAUUAUGGAGCUGGAAGUAGAAUUUCAGAGAGUCUGAAGAAACUUGUGAACACUGUCAACUAAUAUUCUCUCUUGUGUACCAUUUGGUCCUUCUCCUUGCAGCUUUUUCUAUAUUUUAUUUUCUUUUUAUUUUCUUGUUCCUUUUGUUGAAUUUAUCUUGUCAUGUGAAAGCGAUGUUUCUAAUGUGAUAAUUUAUC